GAGAGGGGAUCGAGCCUCUGGACGUCCAACCGCCCAGCGUGUGAGCCGACGCUCGGCGUGGAGUUUAGCCGAAAAGCCCUGGAAAUAUCCCCCGUUUCGGAUUUAGUUUUUUUCUCUUUUGGGACUUAGCGAUAACCGAAGGAACCGGGGGUCGUUUUGGUUUACAUUUUUUUCGUUUUUCCCCCCUCUCGUAAACGCGAGUUGAUGCGCCGUUUUCCACCGAGCGCGAGCGAAGAGUGGACUGCUUGGAGUCACUUACAAAGAACAUUAAGAAGUCAUGACACGACGAACGUUUUACUUGGAUUCAUCUUCAUGAACUACGGGUGGAAAGUCGACGCAAGCCGCUUAAAGUCAAACGAAGUGGACUAAAAAGUUGGAUGCUUGGAGGAUUAUUGUGUUUUUUCGCCGUUUUCGGACGUUUUUAAGUCUCCCCACUUGGAUCAAAGUUUUUCUCCCCCCCCCCCCCCUCCUCCUCCACCACCUCCUCCUCCUCCUGCCUCUCUGCAGCUAUGGCGGCGGCCAGGUUCACCGCUGGCUCCGCGCUGCCGCGGAUCAUGUGGCUGCUGUGCGGGCUCUCCCUGUCGUCCGCCCAGCACUUCAACAGCGAAAGCGGCAUAUCCAUCCCGGACCACGGCUUCUGCCAGCCCAUCUCGAUCCCGCUGUGCACCGACAUCGCCUACAACCAGACCAUCAUGCCGAACCUCCUGGGCCACACCACCCAGGAGGACGCCGGGCUGGAGGUGCACCAGUUCUACCCGCUCGUCAAGGUCCAGUGCUCCGCGGACCUGAAGUUCUUCCUCUGCUCCAUGUACGCGCCGGUCUGCACCGUGCUGGAGCAGGCCAUCCCGCCGUGUCGCUCGCUGUGUGAGCGGGCGCGGCAGGGAUGCGAAGCCCUGAUGAACAAGUUCGGCUUCCAGUGGCCGGAGCGCCUGCGCUGCGAGGCGUUCCCCGUCCACGGCGCCGGGGAGAUCUGCGUGGGCCAGAACAUGUCGGACCCCAACAGCCCCGUGUCGUCGUCCUCCCCCAACUCGCCGCACCCCGUGACCCUGCCGCCCGCGGGCCCGGGGCCGAGCCCCGACGGGGACUUCCACUGCCCGCAGCACCUGGUGGUGUCCCCCUACCUGGGCUACAAGUUCAUGGGGGUGAAAGACUGCGGCGCGCCCUGCGAGCCCAGCAUGGACGGCGGCAUCAUGUACUUCCAGAAGAACGAGGUGAAGUUCGGCCGGCUGUGGGUCGGCACCUGGUCCAUACUGUGCUGCGUCAGCACCCUGUUCACGGUGCUCACCUACCUGGUGGACAUGCGGAGGUUCCGCUACCCGGAGCGGCCCAUCAUCUUCCUGUCCGGCUGCUACUUCAUGGUGGCCGUGGCCUACGCCGCCGGCUUCUUCCUGGAGGACAAGGUGGUGUGCGUGGACCGCCACAAGGGCGAAGGCUACAGGACCGUGGUGCAGGGCACCAAGAAGGAGGGCUGCACCAUCCUCUUCAUGGUGCUCUACUUCUUCGGCAUGGCCAGCUCCAUCUGGUGGGUCAUCCUCUCCCUCACCUGGUUCCUCUCCGCCGGCAUGAAGUGGGGCCACGAGGCCAUCGAGGCCAACUCGCAGUACUUCCACCUGGCGGCGUGGGCCGUCCCGGCCAUCAAGACCAUCACCAUCCUCGCCAUGGGCCAGGUGGACGGCGACGUGCUGACCGGCGUGUGCUUCGUGGGCAUCUUCAACGUGGACGCGCUGCGCGGCUUCGUGCUGGCGCCGCUCUUCGUCUACCUGUUCAUCGGCACGUCCUUCCUGCUGGCCGGCUUCGUCUCGCUGUUCCGCAUCCGCACCAUCAUGAAGCACGACGGCACCAAGACGGAGAAGCUGGAGAAGCUGAUGGUGCGCAUCGGCGUGUUCAGCGUGCUCUACACGGUGCCGGCCACCAUCGUCAUCGCCUGCUACUUCUACGAGCAGGCCUUCCGCGAGCAGUGGGAGCGCACCUGGCACAAGCAGAACUGCAAGGGCUUCGCCGUGCCGUGUCCGCGCAACGACUUCCACAUGACGCCGGACUUCACCGUGUUCAUGAUCAAGUACCUCAUGACCAUGAUCGUGGGCAUCACCUCCGGCUUCUGGGUCUGGUCCGGGAAGACCCUGCAGUCCUGGCGGAGCUUCUACAAGCGUCUGAGCAACGGGAACCACGGGGAGACGAUGGUGUGAAACCCCAUCCUCCCGUGAAAAUUAGGUCUAAAAGCUUUCCUUUGAGUUAAUCCUAUUUUUUUUUUUUAAAAAAACAACUAAAUUCUGGUGUUUUUAACCUUUUGUGGCACACAGCAACACUUCAGGAAGUUGGACGGACUUCCAAUAUAACCCCUCCCUCCUCUUAUUUUGUCAUCAAAGCAUCAUGAAGCCAUGGUUUUUAUAUUCUUGGACCAUAAACUGAUAUAAAGUGGCCAUGCAAAGACUUAUUCCCAUAUAUAUAUAUGUAUAUGUAUACACGCAUAUAUUCUUAUGUUACAGUUUGAAUGUACUCCCUUUGAGUUUUGUCAAUGGACUAAUGUACACAAAGACUAAUGUGAUAAAUCCCAGUUUCUUCGUUAGGAAUGCUCGGAUUAUACACGAGUUGCUGCAAAGCUUUAACGCCCGUCAAGAGUUUUUCGGAGGACAACCUUGUCCGUUUCAGAUGGGAGGAACAGCUCGUCUUCGUUUUGUCGUCUGUUGAUAUGUGCCUCAAAUUCCCCCCUUUUUUUUAGAGAAAAAACGAACAAACUUUCUUUUUUUUUUGUUUUUUGUUUUUUUUUGGAAUGAUCCGACUGAUGAAUAUUCACUUCUGUUCUGAAUGUUCACUCCGAAGUUGAAUGAAGUUAUGUACUGGUUUGCACACUGAUCCUAAAUGUAAGAAAGAAAGAAAUAAGAGAGUGUUACAGCACAGCUUGACCUAGAUCUAGCAUUUUUUUUUUUUUUUUAAAAGAGGGCCCACACACACACAUACGAGUACAGAACCUCGAGACACAACGGCUCAUUGUUAGUCUCUGUGUGUGGUCUCUCUACUUUUUGGAUUACCCAUCAAAAAAAAAAAA
This is a messenger RNA of Fundulus heteroclitus (mummichog), 3046 nucleotides long. Its product is annotated as frizzled-7-A. Gene Ontology annotation, biological process: non-canonical Wnt signaling pathway; canonical Wnt signaling pathway. The transcript has a single exon. Gene Ontology annotation, cellular component: plasma membrane. NCBI's taxonomy places the organism in Eukaryota, Metazoa, Chordata, Actinopteri, Cyprinodontiformes, Fundulidae. The coding region runs from base 510 to 2186 and encodes 558 amino acids. The record is from RefSeq and is a predicted model, not a curated record. Gene Ontology annotation, molecular function: Wnt-protein binding; Wnt receptor activity.